Messenger RNA from Cydia pomonella (codling moth), 6335 nucleotides. It is a transcript of the gene sas, whose product is annotated as putative epidermal cell surface receptor. Gene Ontology annotation, molecular function: protein binding. The coding region runs from base 782 to 4093 and encodes 1103 amino acids. NCBI's taxonomy places the organism in Eukaryota, Metazoa, Arthropoda, Insecta, Lepidoptera, Tortricidae. The record is from RefSeq and is a predicted model, not a curated record. The transcript is spliced from 19 exons.
GAGUGAGAGAGAAUGAGAUGUUUUAAAUUAAAGAGAGAUUAGAGGCUAGAGAUUCCUUGACAUUGUAUGUGUUAACUAUUAACAAGUUUGCAAAAAUAUUAUGAUGUAUUGAUGACUCAUAUUUUUUCCACUAUCUAUGAUUUAAGUAACUAUUUAGGGAAGAAGGGGUCAUUAGACUUCCCCAAAUUAGGCGAUAUCAAAUUAUUAAAAAAAACGUAGUUCAUUUUAAACAUGUUCGAUAAUUUCCAAAGAAGAAAAGGUGCCGAUUCUGUCAUUACCUCGCAGUGAACUUAGCCAUACGGCCCAUACGGUUAUGGCGACAGCUAGUAGGUAUCUAGCAUAUAGACUAGAUAAAAUAUAUGUAUAUAUAUACAUGAUAACUGAACUGAAGUGUGCCAAGAAAUGCAUGCGCGCAAUCAAAUUGCUGGAAUCGGAUCUCUACAGCACACUUUAGCAGCUCUAUGGGCCUACUCGGACUCUCCUCCUUGUCCGUCCCCUUGCUUGCUUUAACCUCUUUCUCACCUUCCAAUCGAGUAUUCAUAGUACCGCUCACACCUGCGUUUCGCCACGAGUCGAGGAAAGGCUCGCUUUCGAUGUUUACGGGGAGAAAUCUCUGCCCGAGACCGGUCGCGCCAGUCUCGCGGCCCGCGCCGUCCUCGCACCACGCACACCGCCGCGGCCAACGUUCCCCGAACUUCCCCCCCUAUUCCCGGUAGUGCAGUGUUUUGUUUGUGAGUGAACCAGGAUUUUUAAAGUGUGUUUUUGCUCGGAUGUGGCGGUGAUGGCUAUGUGCGCGCGCGCAGCGCUGUUGUGCGCGCUGGUCCUCGCCAGCGCGCACGCCUACACCGUCGACUGCAACCGCGAGUACACGGACUGCGACUCUGAAUUAAGUAAACUAACAGGAGAAGAAGAUGAAGUAGUGGCAGCAUCUCAAACCGAAACAACGGUAGAAAAUCUCACCGAACCACCCUCCCACACAACCACAGCCACAGUGCCCCCCACACGAUCAACAGCUCCUCCCCUACCAGAACCAGAAACAGAAACCACCGCUGAAGAUGAUACGACCACGGUCGAAUCACCCAUUCUGAAACCAAGAGGAAGACUACUAAAUCUAAACAUAGAUGAACUAAAGAAUUUUGCGCUCACACUACAUAAUAAUACUAAACUUACUGAUCUUAGCGAUGUAAAUUUAGAUGCUGAAGAUGAAUUUGAUCCCACAAAACUAGAACUUCCUAAGUCUCAUAAGGAUUUGCCUGAUAAGUUUUACUCAAAUCUGCAAGCACCGUUCCAUCCUGCGACUUUGACAGAUCAUUCUGAUGAAGGGAAGGAUGAAGGAGAUACAGUGUGCGUUGAAAAUGGAGUAAAUUAUAAGGUAGGAGACCACGUGGACCGUUCGUGUGAAGAGACCUGCGAGUGCAUGCCAAGCGGCACAUUCAAUUGCUCCCCGCGCUGCAAACAUCCAUACAUCCGCCGAGGACGGACCCUGAAUGAUCCGCUGUGCUUUGAAUCACCUGUGGAUGAGUGCUGCAGUAUCGUAGCGUGUGCCACUGGAACCGGAGACACGAAGGUGACCAAGCUGGAGGUGUGCAAGUACGGCAACGACACGUACCUCGUGGGCAACACGUGGAAUGUGGGCUGCGAGCAGCGCUGCACAUGUGAAAAGAACUCGAUCAUCACCUGCAAGCCGAGGUGUCCACCUCUACCCCAAUCGGACAAGUGCAUCAACGUGCAAGAUCCCAAUGAUGCCUGCUGUGAGGUGCAAGUAUGUGAUGUAUCUCAAGAUGUGCACGAAGACCAAACAGAUAAUGUCACUAAUUCCACGACUACGGCUGAGAAACAAACCCUCACAGAGGAACCACCGACAACUACCACCAUGCGUCCAUUAGUGCUGACAGAACCUAUUGGCUCCAUCAAGGUCCUGCAAAACAACAGCGUACAAGUGACCCUUAUGCACUCCAACAGCAGCGAAGACCCUAUCCAUCUCCUUCUCAGCGAGGAUGGAGGAGCCACCUUCAGAGACGUAGAACUUAAAUAUGAGAACCUGAUCCUUAACCUCGAUGGUGGAAAGGACUACAUUCUGAAGACGAAAGAAACGGGAACUAAGUUUAAUUUCACGAUAACUUCGAUGGAUAUGGUGCAGGCGCCGCCUGAAGAAUUGGUUGAGGUUAAUGAGACGAUCGGGUGCCAUCAAGAUGGCAAGUUUUAUGAAGUUGGCGAAGAAUUCCACAUCGGCUGCUCCGAACUCUGUGAGUGCACUGGCGACGACACCCGUGAAUGCGCCGCUCUAGAGUGUCCCUCGCACGUAGGGCUCGAGCUGAUGUCCAAGGGUUGCGUGCGCUGGGCGCCCAGCCCGCCGCCCACGCCGCCCAACUGCUGCCCGCGCGCCGCUCGCUGCCUCAGCGACGGCACGUGCCACUACAACGGAGUGCCCAUUCCGAACUGGACCGACGUGCCCAUCAGCCUCUCCGGCUGCUCACAGCGCUGUUUCUGCGAGAACGGAGAGCUAGACUGCCAGGAGGUGUGCGCCCCGCUCCCGCCGCUGCCCCCGCAGAACAUGCGCUGCCCGCCCGGCCACCACCCCGCGCCCGUCAACGUGUCCAUCGACGACUGCUGCCAGCAGUGGGGCUGCGUGCCGCACGGUCAAACCACCUCAUCAGAAACGCCGAGCUCCACACAGACACAUAUACCAAAAGCACCGUUCCUGCCUACGGUGCCACCGGAUUCCUCGAUUCACUUCCCAGAGGAGGAUGAUGGACAGAACCAUAUAAUACAGCAGCGUCCUGCCAACGGACUACCACCAGUUCUCCUACCCUCCGGUAUACCCGGAAUAACGGUACCGCCGAACAACGAGAACAAGAAACUGACGGUGAUCAACCUGGUGUCGGAUUCGCCGACCAGCGUAAAGAUGCUGUUUGCCCUGCCCCCUGUACUCGUUGGUUUACGUGGCAGUGUCGACCUGAGAUAUACUGACAAAGCUGACGAAGAUAUCGCACACUGGUACUCUCAAGUGUUCGCGCCGGCGGACGAGAUCCUCACCACCUCUCGCCUGGAGUUCCGCCUCACCGGCCUGAAGCCGUCCACCGUGUACAAGAUGAGAGGGAAACUGUACCUGCACAACUUGCCCGUGGAGCCGGAGAGCGAGAUAUAUAGCAUACGCACGCAGGAUGCCUACCUGCCUACUACGGUGGCACCGGUAGAAGUGAAGAGAAGAGUGAUCAACAGCAGAUUGGCGGUCCAGGAACUCAAUGACUCCGUGGCUCACAUCACCUGGAAACGGUUCACCGAUGCAGACUUGCCGUUUAUUGACGCCAUACAAGUUCGCUACCGCCCCGUCGGCAACCCGAUCUACAGCAUGACAGAGCUGCUCCACCACAGCCGAGACUCCGUGUUCUUACAGGAGCUACGACCUGGGAGCAGAUAUGAGGCCUCUCUAGUACUGGUGCCGCCACCUGGGGCGACUACUGAGCUACACGAUCCCGCUGUGCUUGAGUUCACGACCGCGCCUUACGUCGACCCCUACAACUGGUCCGUGCAGCUCGAAGCCCGCUCCGUAGGCUCCGAGGCGGCGGAGCUGACGUGGCGCGGCGUGCCCGCGCCGGCCGAGCGCUGGGUGCGCGUGUACCGCGCGGCGCACGCGUGCGGCGGCGGCCGCCGCGAGCACGACGCGUUCCGGCUGGCCGUGCGCGACCAGGCGCCCGCCAUCACGCUCACUGGCUUGGAGCCUGACACUAGAUGUCGGGUUUGGCUUGAGCUGUUCCUUACGAAUGGAAAAGUGAAGACCAGUAACGUGCUAGAAAUUAAUACAAAGUCGCUAGACUCGCCUGAGCCGAUCGACAAUGCUAUCGAAGCCUCAUCAGUGGGUGGCGCCAUGGCGCCGCGGGGAGACUACUACGGAGCGCUAGUGGUAGUGGGCGUGGUGGCAGCACUCGGCGCGCUGACGUCAUUGUUGCUUCUGCUGGUGGUUGUCCGACGACAUCGCCCGCGCUCCGUACCUAUUACUCCUGUACCUACUGCUCCAAGGGAGUCGUCGCUUCCACCGUACGACAACCCCGCGUACAAACUAGAGUUACAGCAAGAAACUAUGGAUCUCUGACAAUUAAGCUCCCGUGGGCACACGAACGGCCUGAACGGGAUCUCAGAGCGCGGCGUGGACGUGCCGAACGGCCGUCAUUACAACGAAAUGGGCGUUUAGAGGGCCAGCUACGAAACAAAUGCCAAGACAUUGUAGGAAGAAAUUUAACGUCAUGAAAUAGUCACAAAGGGUGCUAGAUGCAGAUGACCACUUGCCAGAAAUCGUCCAAAGAUGGCUGCAGCUGACUGUACCUCGAAGAUAAAAAUCAGUUGGCUGUGAGGAAGCUGGCCAGUAGUUUUUGAUCCGAUUAUAUCUUGAAGGUGUAAUAUGGCUGCGCUUAUCGCGUGAUCGUGACAAUAUACAAGUAAAACGCGCCUCUUACUGCCUAUAUAUCUGGAGUACUCUGAAAGUGACGUAUGAGCUUGCUUGAUUGAAAUUAUUGUGCAAGAAGAGCGACCAUAAGAUCGUUUAACAUUUAGCUUUUAUCCUUCGGAUUUUUAGUACAAUGUCUUAUUUGUGGAUGUAAAAGCCAAGCCUGCUCAAUGUAUGGACUGAUUACCAAUUAUUUUGGUACAAGGCUGCUUCUUAUUGCUGUAUUUGACGACUAUUAGCACUCCAUCUCUUUCUUUUGACUUAAUAAGAGAUGUGUGAUAUUUGUCAAGUAUUUGUUAAGUGAAGCAUAACGAGAAAGACCGAAAUAUAUCAUGUGCGAUAUAUAUUCUAAGAGAAAGUCGAGAAUGGAUCCUAAUUAAAGAAGUAUUGGACUGUUAGAGGUUACUUCUAUUGCAGUGAGUGAAAGUGACAAUGAUCAAGUGCAAAGUGUUAGCCAAAACUUAUAGUGUUAUAGUGCAAAAUAGAUAUUGGUUACGUGUAGGUAACUAUACUUUAUUACGAGUCAAAAUAACAGGACUGUACCUACAUAUAUUUGUAAUGAAAUAUUUUACUUUGUACUCUGGACAUAUAUUAUUACCGUUUUUGAUCUGAUAUAUUUCAGUGUCAGAUUAGUUACAGUCAAUUUAGGAAAUAAAAAAAAUAUCACUGUAAAAAAGUAUCAAAAAAUUGUGCGAAAAUGGGAAAUUCAAUACUAAUUUCAGAUGUGGCUGAUCCAAUCUAGUAAUUAAAGUUAAAAAUUUUGUUAUAGUCACGUAUUGAAGUAGGUAUGAAUGUUAUUAAUCUUUAUAGAAGGAGCUUUUGUAUUUAAAAUAUGAUACCAAUCAAUUUCAAUUUGAAAGCGUUCAACCAUUUCUUGAUAUAUUAUAUAAAUUGCGUAAUUGACGUCAAAUACCGCAAUUCACGUGCAUUCUGAUGAAAAACGCCGUAUAAGUACGUUAGCAUUUCCAUGGCCCUGUCUCCCAUACAUUUUCCCCGCAGUUUUUCGAUAUUGUGAUACGGCGAUAUUCUUAAGAUGUUGAAUGAUUAAGACUCUGUACACGACAACCCCAAAAAACAGGAGGGAAAAUCGGAAAUCGCUUUAAAUAAUGUGUAUAUUACAAGAUUAAGGAUAUCGUCAAAAACAGGGCGUCAUACUUGGUUCUUUUGUUUUUGUAAAUUAUAUAUUCACUACUCGUAUUGUUAUAGAUAUACCUAAAUACCCUCACAGAGAUUAUUUUAAUACUUGCGUUAUAAUAAGUGAAUAUUUGUUAUUCAAGCUUGGAGCCUUGAUUAAUUACAACAUACCAUUCCUAUUGACAAAAUCGCUUGAAUUAUUUAUUAUUUAAUUAAAAAAAACUAUAUUAAAUCAUAGAUUGUUUAAUGAAAAAUAGAACCAAACGCAUAUUUUUAAGCUCUUGUAGUCUUAUUUCAUUGAGUAAAUGUAACAUAUUAAGUACCUAUCUAAUACUAUGGGGUACUCUUUAUAUGAUAAACCUGUAAACAAACAAAUUCAAAUUUUCAGUAUCAAUCUUUACUAAAAAAGUCGUGGUAAUUUGUCUUAACUUUAUUAAAAUAUUAAAUACCACUUUUUGAGAUUAUAAAUGUACAUAAUGUUGCCAUGUUUCCGUAGUUUUCUUAGUAUUUAUAAAAUGUAACCAGAGUUUGGACAACGAAUUUUUAGUAAAAUAGAUGAAUUACGCAAGUGCCUUUGAAUUGACCAACAUUUCGAUAAAUUAAAAUUUGUAUAUAGUGUUAUUAAGUUAAGUAAUAUUAAGUGUAACGUACGCUGUGGUACUGAUAUUAUGUGUUUGUAUAGUUUAAACUAAUGAUGGUUUAUAAUGAAAUACUGCCGCAAAUCGUUAAACUUAUUGUAAUAUAGCUUUACAGGUUA